ACUGUUAGAUGGUGGGGUAUUUUUUAAUUUUCGAGCAAAAUAUAAGGGAGCUGUACUCCAGUCUAGUAGAUGGCGGUAAUGCAACAUAUUGGAUGCCAACCGCAGUUAAACCUCAUCGAAGAAGGCUUUUCGAAAGCUAACUAGCUUGAUUCCUAACCUUGCCCUGACAUUGGCUACAACCUAACCAGACGACAGGUUUGAUAUGGCUCCACAGUAGCUAAGAUGGAGGUGCUGUGUUUCCGGUUGCCGGGUCACAGUGAUGCCACCCUGAAGAGCAUGAACUCCCUGAGGUCCAGGCAGCAGUUCUGUGACAUCACCAUCGUGGCCAGCGGCAGGCAGACAUUCCGGGGACACAAAGUGGUCCUGGCUGCCUGCUCCCCCUUCCUCAGGGACCAGUUCCUGCUUAACCCUUCCUCUGAACUGCAGGUGUCAGUUCUUCACAGCUCCUCGGUGGUAUGUGAGCUGCUCCAGUCCUGUUACACCGGUGUGCUGCAGUUCAGCCCUAAGGAGAUAGUGAAUUACCUGACGGCCGCUAGCUACCUGCAGAUGGAGCAUGUUGUGGAGAAGUGCCGGGGAGCCCUGGGCAAGUACAUGCAGCCAAGGAACCCCAGCUCACCAAAGAUCAAGUCAGAAGAGAGCCACUCGAUGCCAGUGACAGUCAGUGGCAGCAGUCAAUCUCUUAUGUCGACCUCGACUGAUCAUUCCCCCUCACUGCAGCCUCACAGCCCUGUACAGUCUCAGGCUGAUGACCAUACAGACUUGCACACUAAGACAGAUAUACGACACGAUGACGAACAUAACACACUGGAUGAGAUCAAGGUGUGGGUAACAGAGGAGGACGAGGGCAGGGAGGAUUAUGACGUGUUCCGGAUCUGCAUCGAGGAUGAACAGGAGCAGGAGCCGGAAGAGAGGCGAGAGGUAGAGGAGGGCGGUGAGGAAGCCACAGAGGGCCAUCAGGGGGGCCAGUACCCAGAUACGGACAGUGUCAUAGUGGGAGGGGGCGAGGGGGACAACGGGACCCCAGCCGAAAUGGCUAUCCGCAUCAGUGGCUUCGAGAGGGAGGGGCUCCGCGCCUGGAGGCGGCGACUCACCGACUCACCCAAAGUGGGCCGGGGGAGGGGCUUCAAGAGGAAGCGUGGCUCGUACCGCGAGAGGAGGCCUCUAGGUAUGCAGUACCAGGAGGCGUGGCGUCUUCCCACCGGGGCGGAGAUGAUGCAGAGCUUCGGCCUGGACUUCAGCCAGGAAGCCAUGAGGUCAGCGUUCCUCUCGGGGAGCGAGCUCCCACGGCUAGACUACGGGAUGGGGGAGGCUCAGGGAGAGGAGCUGGUGCCCCGGGAUGGGAAUGGUCCGGCCCACUACAGCCUGGACGACCCCAGUGGUGAUGGAGGUGAGGCUAAUAUGGGGAUGGCGGCUGUGCCAACAGGUGGUGAUGAGGCGGGGGAUGAGUCUGUGGCAGUGGUAGGCUCCACCUCCAGCACAGCAGGACCGGUGGCUUGUGAGCAAUGCGGCCUGACCUUCCCCUCGGCCCACUCCCUGGCCGUCCACUCGCGUGCCACCCACUUGCUGUACGUGUGCCCCUGCUGUGGCAAGCACUUCAACCACUCCAGCAACCUCAACCGCCACAUGACCGUUCAUCGCGGUGCCAAGGUCCACCGCUGCCUGCUCUGCGACAAGACAUUCACGCAGAAGUCCACGCUGUGCGAUCACAUGAACCUGCACAGCGGCGAGCGGCCCCACUGCUGCGCCUACUGCCACUCACGCUUCGCCCACAAGCCGGCGCUUCGGCGCCACCUCAAAGAGCAGCACGGGAAGACGACCGCUCAGAACAGCCUGGAGGCACAAGCCGAGAUGGAGAGAGUGGCAGGGCCAGGGGGAGGAGAGGGAGACACUCAGGACAGAUUUGACUUUUGACAAGGACACUGGCCAAAGUGUACACUCAUUGACUAAGCAUUACAGGUUGCAGUUGGAGGUAAAGAGGGGUUAUUCAAACAAGCGGAUGUGUGCUUCUGCCCUAAUGGUCAAAAGAGUGGUUUGGAGUGUAGCUUCAGAUUUGAGGGUUGGAAAAGAGGUGUGUGCUGGAGGGAACUACUAAGACCUUGAAAGGGAAAACCCCUCCUUUUAGACCUGGGGUGCACAACUCUGGUCCUCCUUAUGGGAAGUGUAUGCUGGUUUUAUCUGGCCAGUCAAUGAAAUGGAUUGAUUAUUUAUCUUUUAUCUCUUAUUUAAUUGAAGGGGGGAAACGAUGACCUACAUGACUGUGGCUCUGUAGGACUGGAGUUGUGCAAACCUCCGUUUUAGAUCUCUUGUUGUCUCAUUUGUAACUCAGUGGCUGACCAAUAAAAUAUUUUAAUUUGUGUA
Messenger RNA from Coregonus clupeaformis (lake whitefish), 2358 nucleotides. Its product is annotated as zinc finger and BTB domain-containing protein 12. Gene Ontology annotation, molecular function: RNA polymerase II cis-regulatory region sequence-specific DNA binding; protein binding; DNA-binding transcription factor activity, RNA polymerase II-specific. The transcript is spliced from 5 exons. Bases 223 to 1911 code for a protein of 562 amino acids. The record is from RefSeq and is a predicted model, not a curated record. Gene Ontology annotation, cellular component: nucleus. Gene Ontology annotation, biological process: regulation of transcription by RNA polymerase II. Lineage: Eukaryota; Metazoa; Chordata; Actinopteri; Salmoniformes; Salmonidae.